AUGAUGAAAGAAUUCGAGAUGACGGACUUGGGACUCAUGAAGUAUUUUCUUGGGAUCCAAGUGAAGCAGUCGCCUGGAGAAAUAUUUAUUUCACAGGAGAAGUACACCGAGGAUAUGCUCAAAAGAUUUCACAUGGCAACAUGCAAACCUAUCUCAACACCGAUGGCGUUGAACGAGAAAUUGCAACGCAAUGAUGGAGCUGAAAAAGUCGAUGGAAAGCUGUACAGAAGUCUCGUCGGGUCACUCAUUUACCUGACACAUACCAGGCCUGAUAUAUGUCAUUCAGUAAGUCUUAUAUCAAGAUUGAUGAAUGAACCUAGCAAACUUCAUUUUGCAGCAGCCAAAAGAAUUUUGCGGUAUCUUCAAGGUACAAAGAAAUUGGGCCUGAUGUACAAGAAAGAAGCAGAAAGCAAGCUGACUGGAUUUACCGAUAGUGACUGGGCAAGAUCACUGGAUGAUCGAAAAAGCACAUUGGGGUACAUAUUCUGCCUGGGUUCAAACCCAUUUCCUGGAGUUCAAAGAAGCAGAAGACUGUGGCUCUAUCUUCAGCGGAAGCAGAAUAUAUCGCAGCUACAGAUGCAGCAUGCGAAGCAGUAUGGCUGA
Messenger RNA from Linum trigynum, 603 nucleotides. The record is from the annotation of a GenBank genome assembly. NCBI's taxonomy places the organism in Eukaryota, Viridiplantae, Streptophyta, Magnoliopsida, Malpighiales, Linaceae.